CGACUGUCCAGCUGAGGGACAGCUCCCCAGCCACACAGCAACCUCCCACCAUCUCCUCCUCUCCGCGAAUUCCAGGCGCAUCCUCCUUCCCUCCCCAGAUCACACCGAGCGGAACCGAAUUACGGCCAGGACCCACCCGCAGAACAUGAAUUGAACGCCAUGUCCUUUUCCUACGACCGCUACGACCGCUACAACCGCUACGAUCGCCGCCAGGCCGCCCAGCGCCGCACCACCCUGGGCUACUGGGUGCCCCUCAUCCUCACCGUCACUGUUGCAACCGCGGGGCUUGCCGCGUGGGUGUGGAGCGAGCGUCGCGACGAUGAAGACGACUCGUCGGACGACGCAGACCUGAGCUAUGGCGAGGAGCGCGACCCCAGGAAUCCGGCCGCGUCGCAGGGCACCACGCGAGAGGACGACAGUCUUGUGUCGCGUGUGCAGGGCGUCAUUCGGCGGACCCCCAGUCCCCAGCAGCUCUUUGACAGCGUGAGCAAGAAGACGGCUGCCGGUGUGGCCGCCGCGGGGGCUGCUGCGGGCGCAAUGUUGGCCUCCAUCCGAGAGGAGGACCGGGAUGACUUUGGCGAUCACAGUAGGUGGUCCGAGGAGGCUGCCCUGCGGCGUAAUGUCCAAGCCCAGUCGUCUCAGAGCACCACUGCCGUUGAGACUCAGGCCAAGUCAUUUGCUGCCUCCGUACGGGGCGGACCCCAGAGUGCUCAGAGGCGGAAGACGGUAGCUAUCGUCGUGUCGGCCGAAUCCCUGCUUGACAACCCACAUAAUGAAGGCUCCUAUCGUUCUGAGAACGCGACCAUCCUUUCCCUACUCCCCGACACCGAUUUCUCUCGGACCAAACUCUUCGUGCUCAUUUACUCUCCUUCCCUGCGAGGACGGCCUGAAUCGCAGGCCGGGCCGGCUUCUCUCGCGUCAUCCUAUUCAGCCAUCUCCACUCCGGUUCACACGCCUGGAGACGAGCUCAAGUCGAUUAACCCACACCCUGACGAUGGCGCGUACACCCCUUCGCUGUCGGCACGCAGUUCAGACAACGUCUUGUGGAACACACUACAUGCACAGGCUUUGCGCUUAGUCGAAAACCCUGCCAUGGUUAUGCCCUUCGCCACCCCGACUGGGUACGUGCACAUGCUUCGGCACAUUGGACCGGACCUCGUCUACGUGGUAGACGCUCUAAGCGGCGCAAACGGAUCCAACAUCGAAGACAUCAGGCGUUGGGUAGGACAGACCGUGGUGGUCGUUGAUAGCGAUGGGACUGGGCUUGGUGCUCUGGUGGAUACGGAUGAUGAAGGGCCAGCAUCUAAAUCCGUGACGGAGCACAGUCAUCUACAUGGCGAGAAGUGGUGGGAGAACGCAGACAUGGUGGGCCUGGGCAAGGGGGUCGAGAUUGUCGAUGCAUCGCGACUGAUGGAAGACUUCGAGAGAAGGGCCGGCGGGCGCGAGUAGAGGAGUAAUGGGAGAUGUGUCUUUUCUUGAUAAUCAGUAGUUAUCAGCCUGUUGCUGUCUUGGAUUUGCUUCGCAUGACCCUGAAUAUUCCAGCUUCUCUCUGUUAUUGAUUGUUACAUGUCUUCCUACGCAUGUACUGCCCUGGUGGAGCACUCGAGUUAUUGUUUGAAGUCACGCGUCACUGCAUCAAGAGGCCUCGAGCAAUCUCUUAGCUCGUCAACCACUUUCAG
Molecule: messenger RNA, 1679 nt
Organism: Westerdykella ornata
Lineage: Eukaryota; Fungi; Ascomycota; Dothideomycetes; Pleosporales; Sporormiaceae
Exons: 2
Coding region: 160-1449 (429 amino acids)
Source: RefSeq, a predicted model, not a curated record